Messenger RNA from Zophobas morio, 2562 nucleotides. RefSeq lists its product as uncharacterized. NCBI's taxonomy places the organism in Eukaryota, Metazoa, Arthropoda, Insecta, Coleoptera, Tenebrionidae. The record is from RefSeq and is a predicted model, not a curated record. The coding region runs from base 180 to 1793 and encodes 537 amino acids. The transcript has 3 exons.
GCGAAUAUGGCGUACUAUGCAACCGAACAGUUUUCGAUUCCGGUACGACAAAUUUGUAGAAAUACGAGUUGAAUGGUGUUGUGAUGUGUAAAUCCUGACAUUAAUCAAUAGAAGAUUUUAUUUUCUACAUGACUGGUGAUUGAAGUUGGUUGCUUUAUGGCAUAAAUUUUGAAUAAAAGAUGGCCCAAGUUGAUGAAGCCGAGAAGGAAGCAAGCGAAGUAUUACAUUCGUUACUUUCUGUGGAAAGAAUCGAAAAAUCAGAGGUGAUUCUCGAGAACAAUGAGAAUCAAUCGCCAUCGUCCCAAUCAUUUCAAUCAAAUACUCCCUCAGGAAGCGAUGUCGUCGAAGGGGAAGCCCAAAUGCAGUGGUCCGCGCCUGUGGCGCUCACUGCGCAUUCAAUAUUUUCCACCAUAGACGGCAACAACCAUUUCCAACAGAACCAAAUCGACGAUCAGCAGGUAGUGAUUUGGGAAGGUCACACGAUACAAGUAGACAGCAGUAAUCCGCAUAUAAACGCAAUUUAUACUAGUCCGAUUGAAGAGACGCCACAGUCACCAAAAAGGAACACCACGACGACUACGGCGACGAAGUCCAAGACGCCCCCGAAACAAAACAAGAAGAAACAACCGCCGAAAAAGAAGAAGAAAACGCCGAACGCCGACGCGAAUUCCAAUGGCAACGACGCGACGAAGUUGGAAGAGAGUUCGGCGCAGGUUAAAGAGAGAUUUAAAAGAGGUUGCGAGUGCCAAGAUGAAAGUUGCUUUCGUGGGUUAAACCCUGAGAGUGUGUACAAACAUAGACUUAACAUAGCCGAGUUGACGAAAGGUGAACACGAUAUGUAUUUGAUGGGAGUCACUAUGGCGUGUCUUGCCAACCCUGAUACUACCGUACGACAUAAAGAACGAAGAAGGUUGAGAGCGCAGUACGUGUAUCAAGGACGAAGGGUGUGUCUAGACGCCUUCCUGUAUUUAGAAAACUGUACCCACUAUCAGUUAAAACGAAUAAGGAAACACGUGAUGACGCACGGCGUAGCACCUCGGGUACACGGGAAUCAUGGGAAAAAACCCCACAAUACAUUCCCCCUAGACAUAUACUACCACGCUACGGAAUUCUUGAAGCAGUAUUUGGAACAGUAUACAGGGGAACGGGAUAUUGUAAAUACGAAACAACCAAUCCAGUUACCUUGGGACGUGACGAGAAAAAACUUACACGACGCGUAUAAAGAAUACGGACAAAUACUCGAACCGGGGAUAAAACUAAUGGGAUACUCCACAUUCAGACACUUCAUGAAGGAACAGUUCCCUCAUGUGAAGUUUUGCAAAGUGGAACCCAAAUCGGCCUCGGCACCGCAGCAGCAGAAUCAAAAUCAACAGCAACAACAACAACAACAUCCUCAGCCACAACAACAGCAGCAGCAACAACAACAACAGCAGCAACAAGAGUCUGCGCAAAUCCAUCAACACACGAUACAAAAAAGUGCACAAAUUAUAGAGAGACCCAGAGAACAACAAAUUCAGAAGUGUGUUAUAAACAACGAGGUACAACAAGUCAUACCUUUGGUGGUCGCUCAACCUAAUGAUGGUACAGGUACCCAGCACCAUCAACAAACCUUCCUUGUAACUCCCGUGUCACAAAUAAUUCCCAACGGGUCACAAAACCCCAGUGGUCACGCCCCUGCCAAUGCAUACUCAUACCAAUUAACUAACGCAGGGUACGUCAUCAAUGAACAAGGCAACAUUGUCACAACGAUGGCGAAUCAACACCAUGCUCCAUACACUUUCAGUCGAAUGUAAAAUGGCGGGUGUUAAUUUUGUAUAUAUGUUUUUCAUUUGCAUUUAUUUAUUCUCUUUUGUUUGAUAUGAAACCGACUGAUUUGUUUUGGCCAAAUUCAAUUUGUGGCAGGUAGUUUCAUAAAUACGUCCUUAUUUAUUUCUGAGCGCAGCAACUGUAACCUGGAGGUAAUGAAAUAGUGGGUUUUGACUUCAAGGAAGAACUCGGUGAUAUGUAUUAAGUUGUAGUAUUAACAGUAUGGUUGCGACACAGUCAAAUGUGGGAACAGAGCAUGCGCAAACAUACACGUGACAGUUCUUUGGUUAAGUUGACAAUAGUCGACAAAUUACGUGAUACGAUCAUCUUCCUAGGUGCAGUAUAGAAGAUUAUAAAUAAAUUAUUUUUUUGGAAAAGUUGCUGUUUUCUCGUUGUAAAUAUUGAUUACACAUACGGAAACGUGAUUGGGUUAACACCCAAUAUUGAAAGCCAUAUAUGUAAACAAAUUUACUGUGUGGCUGUUGAUGUUCUCAAAUGUAUUAAUCAAACUACAACUUUUGAGUGUGUAGUCAGUAGUUACAUUUUUGUAAAUAAAUAGAAAUAGAAGUUUUUAUAUUACUAUGUUAGCCGAUUCGUCAGCUGCUAUGUGUUUGUAGUAAUUUAUUUUCUUUACGUUGUAACGUUCUUUUUUUGCAAGAUGAACGAAUGUCAUUCGCAAUCGAAAAAUAUUCGUUGACUUACCGAUGUUUUAAGACAAUAUGUAUUACCUACCUUCAAACUCCGAUUUUUGUAUUA